GUGUGGAAUGCUUAAAGAACCGGUCCAAUGUAAACAGAAACAAAGCAGUACAUUUGACACGGUGUUAUCAAGGUUUAAAUCAAUGAUUUAGGUGGAUUUUAUAAUAUUUCAUAAACUCAUUAACCGGUAAUUAUCACUGCACUGUAUACAAUGAAUGUCAUUCAAUAUAUAUGCACCUUUAUCGUUAUUUUUAUGCCUGGGUGCACAUGCUUAUACCCAUUUCAAAACUUUUCACUUCCUUGGGACGAUCGUGUAAAUGAUUUAGUGGGUAGGCUUACUUUGGAUGAAAUAAAAGAGCAGAUGGCAAAGGGUGGGGCUGGUACUAAAGCCGGUCCAGCUCCUCCAAUCCCAAGGUUAAAUAUCGGGCCGUACCAGUGGAAUGAAGAGUGUCUCAGAGGUGUUGCAAUUGCGGGAGAGGCCACGGCUUUCCCUCAAGCCAUUGGACUAGCAGCAGCAUUUAGUCAGCAACUUAUAUUCGACGUAGCAGAAGCCACGGGUGUCGAGGUUAGAGCAAAGCAUAAUGAUUAUGUUAAGAAGAAACAAUACGGAGACCAUAAGGGGUUAAGCUGUUUUAGUCCUGUAAUUAACAUCAUGAGGCAUCCGCUUUGGGGUAGAAAUCAGGAGACUUAUGGGGAAGACCCUUAUUUAAGCGGUAUUUAUGCAGAAAAUUUUGUCAAAGGUUUACAAGGCAAUCACGUUAGAUACGUCAGAGCUAACGCAGGUUGCAAACACUUCGAUGUUCAUGGUGGUCCGGAGAACAUUCCAUUGCCCAGGUUCUCCUUCAAUGCUAAGGUUUCGGACAGGGAUUGGAGAUUAACGUUUCUACCAGCAUUUCGGGCUUGUGUUCUAGCAGGAUCUUACAGUCUUAUGUGUAGCUAUAACAGUGUAAAUGGUGUGCCAGCUUGUGCAAAUCGUAAACUGCUAACGAGCAUUCUGAGAGAAAAAUGGGGUUUCAAAGGCUAUGUGAUUAGUGAUGAUGGAGCACUAGAAAAUAUCAUAUAUUGGCAUCAAUACCUGACUACGCCCGUAGAUACAGCAGCAGAAUGCAUCAAGGCUGGAUGUAAUAUAGAACUGUCGGGAAACAACCCUUACAUUUAUGAUGCAAUUGUUGAUGCAGUGAAGCAAAAUAAAGUCUCGGAGACACUAGUAAGGGAACGAGUGAAGCCCCUUUUCUACACACGCAUGCGCCUUGGAGAGUUUGAUCCACCAAAUAUGAAUCCAUAUCUGCAGUAUAAUCUGUCACUGGUACAGAGCCCAGCUCACAGACAACUUGCUGUCAAAGCUGCAAUGCAGACAUUUGUGCUCCUGAAAAAUAAAGAAAGGUUACUACCGAUAAAGAAACAUUUCAACAGAAUAGCAAUACUUGGUCCUAUGGCAAAUAAUCUAAAUCAGUUGUACGGUGACUAUGCUGCUGAUAUAGAUCCACGAUUUGUCAAGACUCCAUUACAAGGCUUGAGUGCAAUGACUGACAGAGUAAAUUAUGCUGCAGGAUGUUCCGAUAACAAAUGUGAUAAUUACACGGCUGACGCUAUAAAGGCUGCUGUAAAAGAUGUACAGUUAGUGAUUAUCUGUGUAGGAACAGGUCAAGAGUUGGAAUCCGAGGGAAAUGAUAGACGUAACAUGAACCUAGCAGGAAAUCAGUCUCAGCUAAUUCAAGAUGCUAUUGAUUCGGUAAUUGGAAGUCCAGUUCUGCUACUGGUGUUCAGUGCAGGACCUGUCAACAUAAGUUUUGCUGACAAAGACCCUCGUGUGGAGGCCAUUAUGCAAUGUUUCUUCCCUGCUCAGGCGACAGGGGAAGCUUUGUAUAAUACUAUAACCAUGGCAACAGAAGAUGCUAGUCCUGCGGGAAGACUCCCUUAUACUUGGUACGACACUGCAGAUCAGAUUCCAUCAAUGACAGAAUAUACAAUGACAGGGAGAACCUACAGAUAUUUUAGAGGGACACCACUGUAUCCAUUUGGAUAUGGAUUAUCAUACUCCAGUUUUAAGUAUGUGAAAAUAUCAGUAAUGCCGACAAUAACUGUCGGGGAGGACCAGCACUUGUUUGGACAAGUAACAAAUACAGGAUUAAUUAGCGCUUAUGAGGUUGUUCAAGUUUACAUGUCGUGGUUAUCAACAAACGAAACAAUGCCAAAUAUACAGUUGGUUGGCUUCCAAAAGUUAUACAUCAAAUCCGGUACUACACAGGAAUUUCAGCUUGUAAUUUCCUUACGACAAAUGGCUGUCUGGACUGACAAUGGCUUUGUGGUUCAACCAGGUAAAAUGGCAUUAUACGUUAGUGGACAACAGCCAUUCCAGAAGAAAACAACUGGUUCAAAUACCUUGACAGCAAAGUUUGAAAUAGUAGGACAAGAAAAACGACUCGCCGGAAAGUUUUGAAGUGUCUAUCUCCUUCUACGCCUAUGAUUCUUUAUCCAAACAUCUCUAAGUGUUAUUUGUGUUAUAUAUGACAUCAUGAAAUUACAAACUAUACGUUUAUUUGUUAUGUAAGCAUUCCAUAUGCUCAAUGUGUUGUGUAAAAGUGCGAACGUUCUAUGUUAUAUGUGUUCUUGUUAUCAGCAUGCUACCGCAUCAGAUUUCCUUUGUUUCAAUAUUUUAAUACACCUUUCUAAUUGAUACCUUAUCACAGGUAGUAUUUCAUUACAUAGAGGGUAUUACAGGAGUGCCAUUUUCAUACUGAAUUUAUUAAACGAGUUGAACAAAAUAAUAAAAGGUGCGGCUCGGCGAUUUUAUUCUACAAGUUUAAUAUAUUCGCUGUACAAAACCACAAAUAUAAUAUUCUUUUUAUCAUAUAUGUUAGCUUUUUUGCUGAAAUAUCGAAAUGACUUUUUUCUUUGCCUGUUAUAGACUAUAAAAUCUUGCAUGUCUGUCUGUGUACGAUAUGGUUUUCCUUACCCGAUGGACAGUGCGGAAGGAGGGACAGAGCGUCAGUGUUGUUAUAGAUCCUGGCCGUUUCCUUACCCGAGGGACAGUGCGGAAUGAGGGACAGAGCGUCAGUGUUGUUAUAGAUCCUGGCCGUUUCCUUACCCGAGGGACAGUGCGGAAUGAGGGACUGAGCGUCAGUGUGUUAUAGAUCCUGGCCGUUUGAGAUCCGGAAUGAGGGACUGAGCGUCUGUGUUGUUAUAGAUCCUGGCCGUUUGAGAUCCGGAAUGAGGGACCGAGCGUCUGUGUUGUUAUAGAUCCUGGCCGUUUGAGAUCCGGAAUGAGGGACCGAGCGUCAGUGUUGUUAUAGAUCCUGGCCGUUUGAGAUCCGGAAUGAGGGACCGAGCGUCAGUGUUGUUAUAGAUCCUGGCCGUUUGAGAUCCGGAAUGAGGGACCGAGCGUCAGUGUUGUUAUAGAUCCUGGCCGUUUGAGAUCGUAGAGUCCAUUCAAGUUCACUUUAGUAGAAUUGAGCUGAAGCCAGUCUCCUCUCGUGAACAGACUCGGUCAAACUAAGUCUACUCUUAUUUUGCCUGGUUGCAAUCUAUACUUCCAAAGGAUCGUCUUGUAGAAAGUUUGUGGGUUGGAAAAAUAGUUGUCAUUCACAGGCAGAUAUGUAAAA
Messenger RNA from Mercenaria mercenaria, 3541 nucleotides. RefSeq lists its product as uncharacterized. Gene Ontology annotation, cellular component: plant-type cell wall. Gene Ontology annotation, biological process: xylan catabolic process; arabinan catabolic process. The record is from RefSeq and is a predicted model, not a curated record. NCBI's taxonomy places the organism in Eukaryota, Metazoa, Mollusca, Bivalvia, Venerida, Veneridae. The transcript is spliced from 12 exons. Gene Ontology annotation, molecular function: xylan 1,4-beta-xylosidase activity; alpha-L-arabinofuranosidase activity. The coding region runs from base 151 to 2379 and encodes 742 amino acids.